Paramormyrops kingsleyae is the source of this 3747-nucleotide messenger RNA. RefSeq lists its product as uncharacterized. Gene Ontology annotation, molecular function: RNA polymerase II cis-regulatory region sequence-specific DNA binding; DNA-binding transcription factor activity, RNA polymerase II-specific. NCBI's taxonomy places the organism in Eukaryota, Metazoa, Chordata, Actinopteri, Osteoglossiformes, Mormyridae. Gene Ontology annotation, biological process: regulation of transcription by RNA polymerase II. Gene Ontology annotation, cellular component: nucleus; chromatin; PcG protein complex. The record is from RefSeq and is a predicted model, not a curated record.
CUUACCUAAUCCUUAUUAUGGCUCUUUUACCACAGUGCCGCUCACAUUACGGCUUUAUUUUAGAUUAAUAAAUACCUAAAAGGUGAUGCUUUGCAAAUUAUCUGGGACAGUAAUUGUUUGAAAUAACCCAGAGUUUGCCUGUCUGACGUGUACUUUAAAGACGGUCGUGGCUGGAAUCUGGGGACAAUGUCGUUUCUUAGUUUUAAGACACAAUUAGCCUCCAUCAUGGAUAUGCUGGUUAGAUCAGCGAUAGGCGAAUUUAGUAAACUUGAGCACAGCCCUGCUGUGUUGCGUUUGGAUAUGUGGAAAAACGAGGGCGACGAAGCAAUGAAGAGGAAUUUGCAGUUUCUCAAUGAACAAAGGACGGUGGGUUUAUUACGGCUGGGGCGCAAUAUUUACUAUAGUUUUAACAAUGUACCCCUCAGCAGACGCCUGACCUGGUGGCAGUGGUCUUUUCCUGACACUAGCAUGACACUAUGGAUGCUUUUCUCACCUCUAUUUCAAUCAGUGUAUUUAAUUGCAUAUAGAGCACAAUAGCGACUCUCUGCCUUCAGGGCAGGCGGAGCCAAAUGUGGGUUCAGAUCCUACCUCAGACUGUCUGUAUUCCCCUUUGCGUUGUCAGUAGUUGCAAGACCGGUGAAACAUUCUGGAAAGAAAUCAGUUUUUACUUGGUCAAGCAAAUAAACUGUAAAAUGUUCAGUCAAGCUUUCGCAAUUUAUGUGCGCUGCCCGUUUGAUAAUAAGUGAUUUGUCAAAUAAGAAAUGAAUAACAAUUUCUCUUCCUCAGUUAGGGACACCUCAUAGACUAGGAACAUUGCUUUUGGAAAUGUCGUUUCAGCCCAAAGACUGAUUACUUAUAGUCUGCAUCUUUGACACCAUAAAUUUGCCCGUAUGGUUUUAUGCAGUAGGUGGUGCUGUUUGCUCAAGCUCGUAGGGUUGGAGUCUCUGAUCUCACCAUGCAAAUUCUGUUUGUGUGGAAUUUGCAUGUUAUUCCUGUGUGUCUUGGGUUUCCUCCCGCACUCCAAACACAUGCAGUUAGGUUAAGUGGUGCCUCUAAAUCGGCUGUAGCUCAUGACUGUAUGUCACCCGUCUAGAGUGAAAGCCAGCCAUUGCUGCCUUGGGGAGACCCCAGGACCCCUGUGAUCCUGACCAGAAUAAGUUGUUGAAAGAUGGAAGGAUAGUUUCGUGAUUACUGAUUCCAGUCCUACAUAUUACUACUUUGGUCCUUCUGAUAUGCUUGAUAUGCAUGGUUGUCUUUUUAGGCGAGUAUUUGCACCUGCCCCUGUGCUCAAAAAGUAGAAUUUUUAUCUGCCCCAUUUUCAGUAUGAUUUAAUUUUUUUUCCAUUUUUGGUCCCCAUUUUUUGAUCUCUUUGGCUCAUAUCAAAACUUUUUUAAAAUCUGCACCCAACCAAGCAUUUGUGAAAUGUUUUGUUUUUGGUUUUGACCAGGAAUUUUUAUGUAGCAUACUAUGACACAGUUAGCCUCUAUAAUGGCGAUAUUGGCCAAAGCUGCGGUGGCAGAAAUUAGCAAGCUUGCUGAUGACGGAUUCGCUGUGUUGCGUUUGGAAAUGUCCCGGAGCCAGAAAGAGAAUGACGAUCUUAAGAAGAAAGUACAGCGGAUGGAGGGUGAGCUGAGGACAGCCGGAAGAAGAGCAGAGAAUCCAGGAGGUGCAUCAGAGAACCGAUCAGUGGGGAUUCAAGUCGGACUUGAAUUAAGAGAAUCUGAAAAAGCAGAUGGAUGUUCUUCAGAACAGGGAGUGCGUGACUUGGGAAAACACCCCAGGUUGUGGAGGGAUGGAGAGACCAUCACUGUGAAACUAGAAGAUGAUUUGCCGCACUCUGAUGGAGCGAGUGAGGAGGAGGCUAUAGACAUAGAGGAUGACAGACCGGAAAUACUACUGAUUAAGGAGGAGAGACUGGAAGAGGAGCUGUGGACCAGUGAUCUUCAGGACGGAGAGGAGAGGAAUGUGGACUCCGGUUCGGAUGCGGGAACGACUCCAGUUUUGGAACAUUCACACUAUAGAGAAGAGAGUUCCAUGGAGACCACAUGUGAUAAAAGUCGGGGGAGAAUGGACACGGAAACCUGCUCCAUACAGCUGGAUUUGGCUGUGAAGGAGAAAGACGAUUCCUCCCUCAGCAGGAGCAGCUUCACUGCGCAGAGCCAAAUGAUAGAAUCGGUGAUCGAACAAUUCAUCUGUUCACACUGCGGAAAGAACUUCGAUUGUUUUAGCCGCCUCAAGACACACCAGCAAAUACACUCAGGAGAGAAACCGUACAGCUGUGAAAAGUGUGGGGAGAGCUUCUCUUAUCUAAGUAACUUAAAGAGACACGAGAGGAAUAUCCACAGUGAAAAGAAAUCUAUCCAUGGUUCAUCCUAUGACAGGUUUGAUACAAAAAGAGUCCAUAUUAAUUUACCACACAGACUUCUGCCUGGGGAGAAGCCGUUCGGUUGUACACUGUGCGAUAAAAGUUAUCGUAAGCCAAGCCUUCUUAAGAAACAUCAAGUUGUUCACACAGGAGAGAAACCAUAUAGUUGUGAUAUAUGUGGGAAAAGUUUCUCCUAUGUGUGUAGUCUGAAAUCACAUCAGAUCAGUCACAGUGGGGAGAAGCCUUUCUCCUGUCCGCAGUGCGGAUCCAGCUUUACAAAGAAAGCUAACCUCGAGACGCAUUUAAGUAUACAUGCAGGAGAAAAACCUUUCAGUUGCCCGCACUGUGGAAAAAGCUUUUCCCAGAAAAGUAAUCUUAAAGCUCACGUUAGAGUCCAUACAGGUGAGAAGCCGUUUUGCUGUGAUGAGUGUGGUGAAUGCUUUAUUCAUGCUAAUAGUCUGAAAACCCACAAGCAGAUUCAUACUGGGAAGAGACCUUAUAGUUGUGAAACUUGUGGGAAGAGUUUCAGUCGAGCUACGCAUGUCAAAAUCCACCAGCGCAUCCACACAGGAGAUAAACCGUAUAGCUGUGUCACUUGUGGGAAGUGUUUCAGUCAGAAGGGUUACCUGAAGACCCAUCAGGUGGUUCACACAGGAGUAAAAGACUUCAGGUGUCAUGUGUGCGAGAAGAGUUUCAGUCAAGCAAGCUGUCUUAAAAAGCACCAGCGAAUUCACACGGGAGAGAAACCGUUCAGCUGUGAACAAUGUGGGAAAUGUUUCGCUUACCAAAAAUCUCUUAAAGAACACAAGUGUGUCUCUGUUUUGAAAUAGACUGUUUUGAAGUAUCUUGUUGAUUUCAAUUUGGUUUACUGUACCACCAUGUUGCUAGUAAAGUCAAGAGCUGAAAGGGUUUUAACAGCAUGGGUUACAAGAAUCAAAUUCAUUUGCAAGUAGUUUUAAUUAAGUAAUGUGACACUGAAUAUCCAAGGGAGGGUAAUUUAUCACGUGAGAUCAAAAAUAUUGGCCUGUACAUCAAUUUUGCAUUUUGAAUCUAACGUACCAAAAAAGCUUGUUGCUUAAUUGAGAAGUUCUGCACUAAAAAGAAAUUAAUUCAGGAAUUGACAUUCGUGUCAUUAGUGCUAAGGGGAUUUCCAAAGUAGAUCAAUUGAAGGGUGGAAAUCAAACAACACAAGUACAAAACCAAGCUUGGUCUUUUUUGUGCUCAUGGAUUUAUUUGUCAACUUCUUGUGAAAUAGUGAGUAGUGGAGACUGUCCUGAACACCCAGCUUGCAAUGUAAACUGUGAAAAGAUGAAAUUACCUUCCCCCCCCCAGAACAGUGAUGGCUGCCUAUGCAAAUCCUGCCAUUAAAAGUAGUGCCUGAA